Brassicogethes aeneus is the source of this 1525-nucleotide messenger RNA. NCBI's taxonomy places the organism in Eukaryota, Metazoa, Arthropoda, Insecta, Coleoptera, Nitidulidae. The record is from the annotation of a GenBank genome assembly.
UCAGAACAAAAUUAGAACCAAAAAGUUAUAGUGAUUAUUUAGGGAAUGUUUAUUUUUAAGGAUGAGUCACUGUCCGUCAGUGACUGACGUUCAAUUUUGACAUUUGUAGAUGUCACUAGAAAAAGCGGAUAAAAGGUGUGAGAAGAAUAUUUUUUUAUUUAAAAAUGGAACAGUAUGAUGUAAUUUUGAAUCAACCCGUUGUAAUAGACAAUGGUACUGGAGUGAUUAAAGCUGGGUUUGCUGGUGAUCAAAUACCAAAAUGCAGAUUUGCGAACUAUGUUGGAAGACCAAAACAUGUUCGUGUAAUGGCAGGAGCAUUGGAAGGGGAUAUUUUUAUUGGCCCGAAAGCUGAAGAACACAGAGGUCUAUUAUCUAUCAAAUACCCAAUGGAACAUGGGAUUGUGACUGACUGGAAUGACAUGGAAAAAAUCUGGAACUAUGUGUAUUCAAAAGAUCAGUUGUCAACUUUCCCUGAAGAACAUCCGGUGCUUUUAACAGAGGCACCCUUAAACCCAAGACCUAAUAGAGAAAAAGCUGCUGAAAUACUGUUUGAGACUUUCAAUGUACCUGCAUUGUUUAUAUCCAUGCAAGCUGUGCUUAGUUUGUAUUCCACUGGUCGUACUACUGGUGUAGUGCUGGACUCAGGGGAUGGUGUGACUCAUUCUGUGCCUAUUUAUGAAGGAUUUGCUUUACCACAUAGUAUUAUGAGAUCUGAUAUAGCUGGAAGAGACGUUUCCAGAUACUUAAGGUUACUGUUAAGAAAAGAGGGCAUUAUUUUUAAAACCACUGCAGAAUUUGAAUCUGUGAGGACAUUAAAGGAAAAAGCUUGUUAUCUGGCUAACAAUCCAGUAAAAGAAGAAUCUGUGGAGACAGAAUUAAUCAACUAUACUCUUCCAGAUGGUAGUGUUAUCAAAGUGGGCCCUGCCAGGUUUAGAGCCCCUGAAAUUUUAUUUAAGCCUGAUUUAAUCGGGGAGGAGUUUGAGGGAUUGCAUGAAGUACUAAUGGAUUCUAUUUUAAAAUCAGAUUUGGAUCUUAGGAAAGUUUUGUUCAAAAAUAUUGUGUUAUCUGGAGGUUCCACAUUAUUUAAAGGUUUUGGCGAUCGUUUAUUAUCGGAAAUAAAAAAAUUAUCCCCUAAAGAUGUUCAAAUUAAGAUAUCUGCUCCUCAGGAAAGAUUGUAUUCAACAUGGAUUGGUGGGUCUAUUUUAGCAUCAUUAGACACAUUUAAAAAAAUGUGGGUCUCAAAAAGAGAAUUUGAUGAAGAAGGACAAAGAGCAAUUCAUAGAAAAACGUUUUAAUUUAAGAUAUUUUUAACCUCAUAUGUGAUUCUUUGUUUUUGCAGCAUUGUAAUCUAUUUAUUAAAAGUCAAUGUUUUUAAUCUUAUUUUAUUAAUUUUAUAUUUAUUUUAUAUGGAGUUUUUGUUGUAAAACCCUAGUUUUGCCUAUGAGUUAUUAGUAAAUUUAUUAUUAAGCUUAUUAAUGUAUUUUUACAAUUUUUUUAUAUAGAAUAUAACUUAUUUAUAAGAGCA